Molecule: messenger RNA, 5512 nt
Organism: Exophiala xenobiotica
Lineage: Eukaryota; Fungi; Ascomycota; Eurotiomycetes; Chaetothyriales; Herpotrichiellaceae
Exons: 3
Coding region: 553-5403 (1616 amino acids)
Molecular function (GO): protein binding
Source: RefSeq, a predicted model, not a curated record
ACCAUCCUACCUACCACACCAUCAACGCCAUCACACUCCUACCUGGUAGGUGCCUAAAUAGUCAUGGCGGACUUCUGCCUGGUUGCCUUUUUGACCCGUCUCACUUCUCCUCGCUUUGCCGGUCCAAUGAGCAUCGCCAUUUUCUCACUAUCACACGGGACCUAGAGGUCUGCCAAGGUCGUAUUCAGUCGUGGCUGGCCGUGGGCGGCGCCGGGAUCGUUGGCGGCAUGCAGAAAUGGAUUGAAAACUUCUGCCUUUUCUUUCAACUUACAGCUACAAAACACCUAGCCGAGGUUCACAGCCAGGUCACGAUGUGAAGUUGACCUUCACGGACUUGGUCUCAAUGAUCGUUUGAUGACAUGACCCUACAGCCGAUGUGCCCGAAGCUCGUCGUAUUGUUGCCUGCCAGACCUUAGCGUGUUCACCCAAGAUUUCAGCCUCACCACCGGGUCAACAUCUCCACCCAUCAAGAGCGUCUCUUGUCUGGAACCCAGCGCAAAGUCAACACCGUAACUAUGCUCUUAUGGCCGAUCCACAGCACUGGAUCUCGUCAUGGCUCCGUCAUACGACGUUGCCAAGCUAGAGGAACUCUGUCAGUUGUACCAGAUACCAGAAUUUGACCUGCCUCAAAGGCUGGCCAGGUUAUCCCAGAAUGACGUCCCAAGCUACGAGGCAUCUGAUCACACGAAGGACGUCGCUGCGCUGCUUGCUAGCUACAAAGGCACCGUUCGGAAACCAUUCUUCAAAACCAAGAGAAGCCGCGAGAGUCACGAGUUCCAGACCAUCACUGAAAUAUUGCCGGACUUGCUCGAGCAGAACGCUGACCCUGGUAUCGUCCAACCUCUUCUGCGCCAGGCAUCGAAUGUUGUGAGAGACCGGUCGAAAAGAGAAAGUCAGAAUGAGAGACGGGAUUCAAUGCUGAAAGCUGCUGCCAUAAAGGGGAAUGUUGAUUUCGUCUGGCUACUUGCGCCUUCCGCCUCCGAGGCUCAGCGAAAUGCUGCCCUUGUUGCCGCUGUCAGACGUCGCCAUGAAGCUGUCGUGCAGAAGUUACUCGCCUAUGGAGCAGAUCCGAAUGUGUGCACGGAGGAGUUCAAGAAGGCCUCGCUGGAAUCUGACCAUACACUUGUGUCCAUGCUCCUCCGCGCCCCUACUCCAAUCCAGAACGAGACGUUAAUCGAAGCCUUGGCUCAAGCUGUGGAGGGUGGAUCAAUGCACUUGGUUUCUAUCCUUACCCAAGCCUCGGACUUGCGAAGCGCUCGAGAUAUCCCUGCUCUUCACGGAGCCGUUAAAGAGGCUCGAUUGGACAUGCUACUGACCAUUGCACGAUGCGCUCCGUCUCUCGACCCACGAAAGCUUGACCCUCUGGUGAUGACAGCCUAUCGAUUGUCCUCAGCCAGUUCGGAUCGGAGGCUCCAACUCACCGAGGUGCUUCUGUACUCGGGCGCAUAUGGUGAGACGACCCAAAAAGCCUUCGCACGUGCUGUGCAAUCGAAUAGAACGACCUUUAUCGAGCUCUUUGCACGGCACCAUGUUGGGAUCAACUGGGAUAAUGGGAGUGCGAUUGUCGCGGCUGCUCAGACAGGGCGAAAGGAAUUGGUCGAGACGGUAUUGGCGAGUGGCACGCUGUUGCCAGAGAAUGCUUCCAAGGCUAUGCAAUGUCUACCCACGAGUCUCCACAACGAUGAACGACGACUUAUAAACUCGAUGUUCCUCAAUGCAGGCGCGCAGGGUCACGCUGUCGAUCAAGAGCUUGUAGUAGCAGUCAGAAACAACGACGAAGCUUCAGUAACAAUGUUGCUUCAGAAAGGCGCCUCUUUGGAUCACAACAAUGGGCAGGCUCUAAUCCAGGCGGUCCAAGAUGAGCACGUUGCCCUGUUGGAGGCCAUGCUAAGAUAUACCACAACUUCGUACCCCGUGCAAAGAGUAUUGCCUCAUGUUUGUUGUGCCGGAAUGGAACCACGCCUGGAGAUGGCUGUCGCCUUUCUACGCGCCGGUGCAUCUGGUGAUGCGGUUGAUGCUGUGCUCACACAUGCUGUUGCCGAUCCCGUUGACCGGAAGGAUCCAAGACUCAUUGAUGCACUAAUUCAAGCCGGAGCAGACCCAACAAAUAAGGAUGCCCGAAGUCUGCGUCAGACCAUCAGUGAAGCCAACGUUGAUGUUUUCAAACAGUUGCUGAGAUCUCGAGUUCAGUCCUUACCAGAUAUCGUGUCAAUGCUUGUGGCUGACAUUAUUAUGAUGCACGAUCGCAUCGCUCGCUACCAUAUGAUGCAGCUCGCCGUCGAGGCAGGUGCUAAUAAGGCCAGUAUUUCGGACGCCCUGAUUGUCGAGCUUGGCAUCUCGAGCCCGGACACCAGCAUGAUUGCCUUGUUGCUUAAUCGAGGCAAAGCAGACGUGGACCGUGAUGCUGGCCGAAUCUUGAAGCUUGCUGCACUUCAAGCAGAUGAGAGCAUCUUAGAUGUCACGGUAGCAUCCUCCAAGAUCUCAAGCCAAACCCUGGCCGGAGCCCUUCGCAAGGUGCUCACAUGUGACAAGCUGGCCGAUGAGCAAAAGGCUCAGAGGGCUAAAACGCUUCUUUCCCGGCCGCCUGUUGAUGCGAUUGCAACCGAAGGUUUCUCGGCCUACACCGACUACUGCGCAAAAAUGUUCUCACAUGGCCGAGACUGGCCUCUAAAGCCGUUUUUGAUGCUCCUUGCUUCACACCCUGAUCUCAAUUCUGACAACGGGGCAGAAAUCGAUAAGAUAGUCAAGAAUGGAGCAAUAUCGCUGAUAAGUGCUGUUUUGGCUUCUCAGAGCCUCGACCAAGCUGUGAUUGACAAGGGGUUGUUGCGAUCCGUCGCACUUGAAGGUAGCCAAGACAGAGUCGGCAUCACUCGCAUGUUGCUUGAGAGCCACCCAUCCAGUGACGGGGUUUCAUGUGCUCUCAUCAAAGCUAGCCGACACGGAUAUCCCGAUGUCUUGGAACAACUUCUUCGCGACGGAGGUCGACUGAACAUGGAUAACUAUGCUGCUGUUCGUAUCGCAGCCUCGUCAACUGAUCCUGCUUGUCUGAACGUAUUAUUGCGCUUUGGAAGAAAUGCCCGAGACACCCUUUCGGCCGCCUUUGUGGAGGCUACUCGCCUGCCAGACUCUGAGGUGCGGCUCGGUCAUCUGAGGGCCAUCCUCGAGGCUGGCCUUUGUGGUGACAUUAUUGACCAGUACCUGAUUCAACUUGUGGAAUUGCAGAACGCGCCGCUCGAUGAGGUCAGUUUAUUGCUAGACUACCAAGCGUCAGUACAUGCACAUGCGAGUCGUGGCCCUAUCCUGGCUGCUACCUCGAAACAACGAGACGUUCUGCAGCUUCUGUUUACCCGGGUCCACCUUUCAAAUACUGCUUCUCGUUGCUUUGAGGCUUGCAUGGCAGCAGGAUUGAUACAGGAACACGAGAUUCGGGUGCUCAAAUUUCUGCUGGAGAAGGGUGUGAAUCAAACGCCUCGCGACGAAGCCCUUCUGAUAGCAGCGAACAAUCUGGGAGCGACGCCUCCAGGUGGCUUGCCAAUGGUACAACUCCUUGCCGACCAUGGUGCAAACCCCGACUUUGCUCAAGGACAGGCGCUGUGCCAUGUAUGCGAGAUUGGAAGAUUUGAUGCCGCCACGAUCAUUCUGGCACUGAGGCCUAGCAAAAGCACAAGAGCCCGUGCACUCCAUCACCUGGUGAAGUGCGAUAGCCCAUCAAGUGCCUUCUGCAGCAUGCUAGACUCUCUCAUCGGAUCUUCUCGCAACGACGACCCCAGGACCCUUGCAGAGCCCUUACCAGGUUUCAGUGAAUACCAAAAGGAUUAUGAUUCUGCCAUACGUGUCCUUCUCAGGAACAGACCUGGAGACUCUCGGGCCCUAAAAAAACUCUUGGAAUAUGGGUGCAGUGUAACCACAAAGCCAGAGAAAGAUCUCAUAUUUUGGUGCAUGACGCAGAUGGACAUCAGAGUCCGGAGUGAAUGCUUGCGUGUUCUAAUCGAGGCUGGAGCCAACGUAAAGUACAGAGACCCUUCCGCGGGUGAUACUGUGCUUCUACUUGCAUUACGGACUGGACGAGCGGCGCUACUAGAUCUACUGCUCAGCCAUGGUGCUGACCCUUCCGCAGGCAAUGAACAAUUGUCUCCUUUGCGCGCUGCCAGCGAGAUGGGUAAUGACGUGGCUGUUCGACAACUUGUUGAUGCUGGAGCCAGACUCAAUGACGGAAGCCUUCAUCAAGCCGUAAGAGGCCUCCACUUAAGUGUUGUGAGGCUCCUGCUGAAGCAUAACGCAAACGCAAACUACCGGUCUCCGGCACAUGGUGGGAGGACUCCUUUGGCAGAACUUUAUCUGAACGGAGACGCCUCUGGAUCCAAAGGAGUAGUGGCCGAGGACGUCAUCACGGAGCUGUGCCGAUGUGGCGCAAAUGUCCAGCAAAGUGUCGAGCGGCGGCCAUUGAUCCUCCUAGCAUUUGCCAACCAGAAGCCUGUGGCAAUGGUGACCGUGAUCAUGUCUGCCUAUCUAUCCGAACACAUCGAUGAGCCUUUUAACCUCUGUGAGGAAGCCGGUAAGGUGUACUCACCCGUCUGCUAUUUGUCCAAAGUACUGGCCCGUCGUCACUUGCCCGACUGGAAGAGGCUCGUACAGGUUCUGAAGACCUAUGGCUCGAAAAAGGACGUCUUCUACCAUCUCGAAGGCCCCCAACCUGCAGAUGCCGUGGGCAUGCCACUGCACAUUGCGGAACAGGAAGUACAACGGCAAGCAGAAGAAGACCGCAUACGACAGGAACAGGAGGCCCACGAGCGGCUGAUAAGACGGAUGAAUGACGAGGAAGCCCGUCGACAAGAGAUCGAACAGGGCAGGCAUCUGUUGGCAUUGGCGCACGAACGGGAGGUUGCAGAGCAAAAACUUGCCCUUACCCAACAAGCGAAUGCAGUCACUCUCAGUCAUCAACGUCGGCUCAACGAUGAAAGCUACAGGGCCGAAGAGGGACAGCGCCAACUGCGUCGAAGUGAUCGCCGCGAUGUGGAGCGCCAUCAACACAGUCUACACGAUAUGAGCACAGCAGCGGCUUGGGCGAGGCAGAAUGCAGAGACGGCAGGGGUGAGAACUAGACAAACCAUUGAAACGGCUGGGAAGAGGGAACGAGAGGCUAUCGAGACGGCAGGAGUAAGUGGGCGGCUGGCCCUUACCACAGCGGCUUACAAGGAGCAAAAGAGGAUCGAAGUCGAUUCUCGACAGCAGAUUGGGCAUGAAGAACGUAAGAUGAUCGAUCACAGGUCGCAAGCCGACGAAAGAAAGCACCAGUGGACGAUGGAUCAGUUGGCUUUGGCGAAAGCAAUUCCCAUCGGCCCAGCUCAAAUGAUCGGAUCAUCAACUGACGCGGGUGGGAACAAAGGCUUGUUAACAAUGUAGACCUCGAGGAAGCCUAUGGUAUGGUCUCGAUAGAAUGGCAUAUGAUGGCGUCCUUGAACAAGUAGUUGCUUUCUCUUGGCGCGUUUGACGAGAUCUUCUUAUCUUCUUG